AUGAAUAGAGGAGAAAAUUUAGAUUCCAUCCCGAUUGAUCUCGUCCUCGAGAUAUUCUCGAGGUUGUCUGCAAAGUCAGUCGGGAGGUGUUGUUGCGUGUCGAAGCUAUGGAGGUCCACGCUUGGCUGUCCAUAUUUCACCGAGUUGUUCUUGACCAAGUCCACGGAAUAUCCACGUCUCUUAUUUGGUGUCAAAAGAAACGGUGAGUGGCUCUUCUUCUCAGCGCCUCAGCCUGAUCAUAAUAAUCUUUAUGAGAAGUCUUCGUCUCCUGUAGUAGCUGCCGCCGAUUUUCAUAUGAAGUUUUCUGAAGACAUAAGCCAACAGAAAUACGAUUGUAGCUAUGUUUCUGGUUUGAUAUUUUUUAAUAAAAUGUGGAUCCAAAAGAAGGGUAUGGCUCCACUGCGGGUGAUAUGUAACCCUAUCACGGGACAAUAUUCCAUCUCACAACUGGUAACGUACAAAGAGAUAAGAAGCCUUUUAGGGUUUGAUCCGAUUGACAAACAAUUCAAGGUAUUGCGCAUGAGUCAUGGAUGCGUACACCAUGUUCUGACAUUAGGUACCGGAAAAAUGAAGUGGAGGAAGAUCCAAUGUCCCUUAGCCCAUUCUGAGCCUAUAGAGAAAGAGAUAUGCAUCAAUGGGGUUUUGUGUUACUUGUCUUACUUAGCUGUAGAUGAACCAAUUGACGGAACACCGACUUUGUUGAUUGUUUGCUUUGAUGUUAGAUCUGAGAAAUUUAAGUUUAUUGACGCAAAAUCCUUUGGUGAAGAAGUACCACAACUGAUUAACUAUAAGGGUAAAUUAGGUGGGAUUAUUUGGAAGUGUCACUACAUUGGUCCAUGGCGUACCCUUACCUUGUGUAUGUGGGUUCUAAAGGAUGCCGAGAAACAAGAAUGGUCCAAAAAUGCCUACACUUUGCCGAAGAAUCAAUUCCGUGAUUCCUACUAUUUCUCUGUUGCUGGAGUUACUGCUAAAGGUGAUAUUGUUUUUUUGGACACCCUAACAUCUAAACCGUUUUAUGUUUUCUACUUCAAUCCUGAAAGGAACAUUAUCCAACGCGUUGAAAUCCUCGGUGACUAUGAAGUGUUUGCCAAGCCGUGUCUAGUUUACGCCUUUGUAGACCAUGUAGAGGAUCUUAGUUUUAAUAUUAUUAAGAAAAUAUAUGUUGCAACAUCUAUAAGCCCACCACCGCCAGAGCAGAAACCUAACCCCACGAGCACAGAAGCAUCGUCUAGAAAGGUUCAUCAUCGUGUAAGGACCAUUGCUCGCCCGCUACAAGAUCGUCCUUCGUUUGAGAGUAUUAAUAAAUUUAAUGCUUUUCAUCUUUUAGAUGAUGAUGACCAAUUUACUAUUGCUCGCCCGGGACAGAGUCGUCGUUUAUUUGAGAGCAUUGGCAAAUAAACUGCUCCAAGAGAGAUCGAUCCUAGUAGACUUUCAGCAGGUCUAUGCGACAUGGAUGAAGUAACGGCGGUCCAAGAGCUUCAUAUCUGGUCUAUAACGGUCGGCAAAGUCUCUCUAUCUUGCCAUGUUAGGAUCAAGCCUGAGGCAGACACAGACGCUACGCUUGAGAAGGUGACUGAGUAUAUAAAGAGAGAGCAUAAAAUCAUUCAUGUAACUAUUCAAGUAGAGAGGGAACAGAACCCUUAAUUAGUUCU
This is a messenger RNA of Camelina sativa (false flax), 1652 nucleotides long. Its product is annotated as putative F-box protein At1g33020. Lineage: Eukaryota; Viridiplantae; Streptophyta; Magnoliopsida; Brassicales; Brassicaceae. The record is from RefSeq and is a predicted model, not a curated record. Gene Ontology annotation, molecular function: protein binding.